AUGGAUGCCAAAAAUGAAAUUGGUAAGGGUAGCUUUGCAACCGUUCACAAAGUUAAAGAUAAAAUUGGACAGGUCUAUGCGAUUAAGAAGAUUGAUCUAAAAGAACUGAAAGAAAAGGAACAAUCACGUUUAAAAAAGGAAGUUUCCAACCUUAAAACAGUAUGUUCGGAAUUUGUUGUCACUUAUUACGAGUCGUGGAAGGAUUCAGAAUAUUUCUACAUUAAAAUGGAACUAUGCUCGGAAAGCCUUCGAAAUAUAAUAGACAGGAAAGCCCAAGUAUUUGGCAGACACGUCGGUGAACCUAUCAACAAAUACGAGUACAUCAUGUCGUGCGAGAUAUUCCAUCAAAUCGUCGAAAGUGUGCAAUACUUACACGACUUGAAGCCGCAGAUCAUUCACAGAGACCUCAGACCCGAAAAUAUUCUAAUUGCUAGAAAUGUCGUGAAUAAGCGGUUCGUCAAGUUAUGCGACUUCGGUUUGGCUACAGUUCACGACAAAACUAUAAACUAUAGGUCCUCUCAGCGACACACCGGCGAAGUGGGAGAUUUUGAUUAUAUGGCGCCCGAAGUUAGCAGUGGUGCGAAAUAUGGCCAUAAAUGCGAUAUUUAUAGCUUGGCCUUGGUGGCGAGGGAAUUAAUUGACAUUGAUAUUUCUCAGGGGACCUAUAUCAAAAUUAAGGACCUUGAUGCAGUUGAUGCUUUCAUCUCCUGA
This is a messenger RNA of Oppiella nova, 711 nucleotides long. The record is from the annotation of a GenBank genome assembly. NCBI's taxonomy places the organism in Eukaryota, Metazoa, Arthropoda, Arachnida, Sarcoptiformes, Oppiidae.